Messenger RNA from Anisakis simplex (herring worm), 273 nucleotides. The record is from the annotation of a GenBank genome assembly. NCBI's taxonomy places the organism in Eukaryota, Metazoa, Nematoda, Chromadorea, Rhabditida, Anisakidae.
AUGAAUCCACUAUUACGCUAUCGGAAUGAUUUGAUUGAACAAGAGAACGCGAAGCGCCAAAGCGAGACGAAGCAACUAAAACUUGAAGACGAGCUCUUGGAGGAUCGCAAAAAACGCGAGGAGGCAGCCAGAAAAAUCCAACGAGCCUGGCGUAACCAACAUGUCAGUCGCGAAUUCAGAGAGCUGAGAAAUUCAGCGAAUCCACCGUUGCCAGUCGUCAGACGAUUCAUCAAGACGCUAGUGAACACAAAGGAGGAUGCUGAAGAAGAAACA